UUGACAGUAGAGUGUUAGGAUAGGUCAGGGUUCUGGGUGGGAGGGAAGAGCUCGCUGCAUGACGCCCGUCCUGACAUCACUUAUACUAGGGUAUGCUGAGAGGAACCGUUACGUUAAUAUGAAGCCAGAGCGGCUCGCUUGAGCUGCACCGAUACUUACAGCUGUCGCUGAGGCAUUCAACUUGGAGCAAGCCAUGCUGAGAGACUGAAAACGGGAGAAAGACGGGGGAAAUGGACUUUCAGACAUUUUCUUGCUUUCAAGUGCACGGAGAUACCGGACAAAUUGCUUCUAAUUCUUUACGGUGACUUGCACCACUCAGGAAUCUAUCGACACAACAUCUUGUAAGUUUUCAGCGUGCAAAGAACAAAGAUAGGCUAUACAUAUUCAGCCGACAAUUCGUUUAUCAGCGCUUUCAUUCUUUUCCUGAAAACUUGUGAAGACCGUGAGGGGAAAUUGGCACAUUGCCGCACGCUGCUGCGCGCUCUCUGGAGAUUUAUAUUUAAAGCCUAUAGUGCUCCGUGGAGGCUUGUGCAUCUGGGUAACCUAGAUUUAUACAUUUAAAAAUAUUUGUUUUGUAAACUUUUGAUAAGACUUAGAUUGGCGUAAUUAAAAUAGUACUAUAUGUAAAGUUUUAAUCUCAUAUUGAUGCGCAAAAUUUCAUACGUUUUACAUUAAUUUUACAAUUAAUUGUACAGUGCCACGCAUGCUACCUUAGCUUCUAUUAAUCUGUUGUUUUAUUUAUUAUUUUUAUAUUUUUCCACAAGUCAUUUUUAUUGGCUUUAAUAUAUUAAAAGUAAGUGAUAGAAAAGUUUUAAAUGACGUUUAUUCUCAGUUUAUUGUCAAGAGAAUACAGUCACAGAAAUGUGACUCAAGGGGUGGCUAAACGAUCUUUAUAGAUGUUAGCCAUGUAUUCAUUCUUUUAAUUUAGUUUAAAUUAUAUUUAUAUGUAUCUUAUGUACCCAAAGUAAAUCUCAUUUUAUUAAAAAUCUACCCGAAUUAGCAUAACGUUUGAGAGAAGCAGUCCACCUGCACCGUCAGUGGCUGCGCUUUGGCAGUCAUGGAGAGCGCGUGCUCUGCAGGCGCAGGUCUGCCUGGCAAUAACAUCAACAGCACCGGAGGCACUUCAUCACCAACCUGUAACCAGAGCUUGCUCAAAUUCUCCCCAUACUCUCCAGAAGCCACAGCAGGGUUUGCGACGGCCAUCACGCUGAUGAUUAUUUUUACCAUUGUGGGCAAUAUUCUGGUCAUCAUUGCCGUGUUAACCAGCCGCUCACUCAGAGGACCCCAGAAUCUGUUCUUGGUCUCUCUCGCAGCCGCUGACAUCUUGGUGGCCACGCUUAUCAUCCCAUUUUCACUGGCCAAUGAGUUGAUGGGGUACUGGUAUUUCCGCUCCGUAUGGUGUGAGAUUUACCUAGCACUGGACGUGUUAUUCUGCACUUCCUCCAUAGUGCACCUGUGUGCCAUUAGUCUAGACCGUUACAUGUCCAUCUCACGUGCUGUAACGUACGGUGCCCAGCGGACGCACAAAAGCAUCAAAUGUGCCAUUCUGGUGGUGUGGCUGAUCUCGGCAGUCAUCUCCUUCCCACCCCUCCUCUCCAUGAACAAGAAUAAAGGUGGGGCGGAUGCACACGGGGGGCCACAGUGUCAGCUCAACGAAGAGCGCUGGUACAUCCUGUACUCUACCAUUGGUUCCUUCUUUGCACCUUGUCUGAUAAUGAUAUUAGUCUACAUGCGAAUCUACCAGAUCGCCAAACAGCGCACGCGUUGUCCACCAGGGGAGCCCCGGAAGGAAGUCCCAGCCAGUGCCACCACGCCUCAGCACAAGGGGCAGCAAAAUGGGACAGGAGAGGAAAUACCUGCUACCCCACAGAAAACCCCCAGAAUGGUGAGGCCUCCCACCCUAGCUGUGUUUCAAGUGGAUUCCGUUCAGCUGUGUGAAACGAAGCCCAACCUAACCACCAACAAUCUCCUGCAGCCUCCCUCAUCAGCCCCGACACCGACCACCCCGCAUUCAUCUCUGUGCCCUUCCCCCUCGCCUUCCAACUCAUCCAAUAUUGUUCGUAAAAAAUCGAAAGACGGAAGAAAGGAGAAAAAGCCCAAUAAAGAACCUGACAACAAUAACGGUGAAAGCCUGAGCUCUGACUCGGACACAGAGCAGGGAGGACGGGGGGUAGAGGUGCCCUGCACCCCCAUCAUGACACCCAGCGGAAUCCAUUCCCCUGCCACAAUUCAGAAAUACAGAGACAUGAUAGCCACAGCCAAAGGUGCAAAGCUGGUGGCACGGAAGACAAAGCAUGAAGGAACGCCCAACUCGGCACGCCGCAAAGCCAUGGUGAACCGAGAGAAACGCUUCACCUUUGUAUUAGCCGUUGUGAUUGGCGUAUUUGUCAUCUGCUGGUUUCCCUUUUUCUUCUCCUACAGCCUCCAGGCUGUGUGCCCAGAAACCUGCGCCCUCCCAGAGCCCCUCUUCAAGUUCUUCUUCUGGAUCGGCUACUGCAACAGCUGUCUCAAUCCCGUCAUCUACACCAUCUUCAACAAAGACUUCCGAAGAGCCUUCAAAAAGAUCCUCUGUGAGAAAACCAAAGGCACAUUUUUCUGAACGUCCUGAAGUGGAUUGUCUGGAUAACAAACGUACAGCUAUUCAGAACACUACAGAAAAAGACUACAAACCACAAUGACACACAAUGAUGCCGCUGUUGCGAAGGGCUUUUUGUGUUGCCCAGUUAACCAAGGACAAAACGCUACUCAUGUGUCAAAUGACAAGUGACUAUUUCGUCAGGAUUCCAGGACUUAUGUUAUUAAAUGGGGCUUAUCCCAAAAUAUUUGCCGGGGGGAUGGGGGUUGCACAGACGAACCAUGGCUUAAAAGAAUUUGAGACUAUUUCACACUUACAAAGCAAAGAUUGUUUUUUUACUUUGCUUUUCUAAGAAAACCAUGUCUUAAGGAUAAUGCAAAUAUGUAUUUCUGUUGGGUUUUUAAUCCAACCAGUUACACGGAGCUAAAACAUACACUUUCCAUCCCGAUUAGUCUAUUUCAUGCCUAUACAGCAUUAUGUCUGAGGAACACAAAAAGAAGAGUUCACAAUAUUCCAGAGGAACUCCUUGCCCAGGGCAAUGUGUAUGCAAUGAGCUGAUGCAAAUAACAUUAAAGCUUCUAGUUACAGAUCCUCCCUUAGGAGCACAUGUCUCCUUCUCCUCUGAUGCAGACAGGCUUUGUGAAUACAGAACACCUGUCAUGAAUGGUUAAAGACCUUCAUGUCUCCAUAUGAAGUCACUAAGGUUUGGACAUGGACACAAUGAAAAAAGUCAUGGGAACAUUGUUAAAGGAAAAGUUCAUUUCAAAAUCAAAAUAGUUUUAUUUUUUACUCGCCCACAUGACGUUCAACAUGUUUUAAGACCUCCCGGCGUCUUCGGAACACAAAUAAAGAUAUUUAGGUGACAUCCGAGAGAUUUCCAGGCCUCCUCACAGACAUCAUGGUUAUAGUUGAUGUCAAGGUCCAGAAAAGUACUUAAGACAUCGUUAAAUUGGUCCAUCCGCUCAUAGUGGCUCAAUAGUAUUUUUUUGAAGCGACGAGAAUGCUUUAUGUGCGAAAAACAAACCAAAAUAAAGACUUUAAUCGAUAUAUUCUCCUCUGUCUUGUCAGUCUAUGGUGCGCGUUCAAGACUUUGACGCAUGCGCAUUGCAAUUUUACACAAUACACAAUUUUGAUUUAGAGAUGAACUUUUCCUUUAAAUAUAUUACAGACUGUCCUUUUGUACCUUUUCCUUUAAUCCAGAUAUUUUGCAACUUUAAAAAUACAUCUUCUAUAAUGUAAACUUUUGUGACUGUGUCAAGAAAACACCUCCUGAUUUGUUGGACUGGUUUGGAGGCGUGUUCUGACUCAGUCCGGCACUUUUCUUUGUACAAAGGAACAACUGAACACUUGUUGGUAUUAAUUGAUCUACCACACCCUAAAUGUCUGAACAUUCAGCAGGGUGAUACUUUGGGACUAAGGGCUGAUAGCAAUGAUUCUUUCUUUUUCUUUGGUCAUUAUCUUUUCGCUGAUGAUCGCUUGUGUGUGUGGGUGAGCGUGUGUUUCAGUGUAAAGCAAAUACUGUGAAUAGGUAUGUGUUGAGUCUGACUGGCAUGUAUGUUUGCUGAUGUGUGGUGUGUGUGAAAGGGUGUGCGGAUGUUGUUGUGCGGAUCCGCUUGUGUGAUUCCCUUGGCACUGAUUGGGCUAUAUAUGUAUGUGCUUGAUAAACGUGGCUGGUAUGCCAUAUCUGCCAUCACAUGCCAGCGCUUAUUAUUCAGCUACUUUUUGUGCCAAUGCUUUGACAUGUUUUGCUGCUAAACUCAUUUAGUAUUUUCUCAAACCAACAAUACAGAGUUUGGGGACUGGCCACAGUGACGUUUUUUUUCCAAAUAAUCUUUAUAUCAAGAUAAGAUUGCAGUUCAUUUUGAACUGGUCAUUUUGAAUUAAGAAGCAGUUCUAAUCUGAAAGAUGUAAAUUAUUUUGGUUACGUGAAUGAUCUGGUAUUUAUUUCUCCUUCUGUUUCCUGUUGUUUCCCUUUUCUCUUUUCCCAAGGGGAAAGUAGACAUUUGAGGAGUUUUAGUUGCAACAAUUAAAACAGAUUAUUUAAAAAAUAUUCCAGCACUGUAAAAUUUUACUAUUUGUUUUUUUGGUACCUGUUAGGAUGUUGCAUUUUGAAUGCAUUCUCAAAAGCUUUGCGAUUUACAGAAUUUUACCAACCGUAUCUCCUGUAAUGCUUUUGGUUUUUCAACCCUCCGUAAAAUAAAACCGUUGAGCUGUGUAUGCCAACUGACUCAUUGCUGUUUG
Molecule: messenger RNA, 4816 nt
Organism: Triplophysa rosa
Lineage: Eukaryota; Metazoa; Chordata; Actinopteri; Cypriniformes; Nemacheilidae
Gene: adra2b
Product: adrenoceptor alpha 2B
Exons: 1
Coding region: 1058-2599 (513 amino acids)
Biological process (GO): adenylate cyclase-activating adrenergic receptor signaling pathway
Cellular component (GO): membrane
Molecular function (GO): G protein-coupled receptor activity
Source: RefSeq, a predicted model, not a curated record